This is a messenger RNA of Oikopleura dioica, 726 nucleotides long. The record is from the annotation of a GenBank genome assembly. NCBI's taxonomy places the organism in Eukaryota, Metazoa, Chordata, Appendicularia, Copelata, Oikopleuridae.
AUGAAGGGAGAGAAAGUGCUCAGACUGAGUCCGUCUGAUAGACUCGCUUUUCAGCCGCCGUUUGAGAAGAUAUCAGAAGCGAAAUUGCUCAUCUCGAAUAUUUCAAAUGAAACAGUUGCUUUCAAAAUUAAGACCACUGCACCUAAAAGGUAUUGCGUUCGCCCAAAUACCGGUGUCAUCGGCCCACUGGAGUCCAAAGAAAUUAACAUUGCCCUUCAACCAGGAGACAUCAACCAACGCCACAAAUUCAUGAUCCAAAGCAUCAUUUACCCGGAAAACUUCGCAGAUCUUGACACCCAAAAGCUCCAAUCACUCUGGUCCGUGGGAAAGGAAGAUUUAAUGAGCCAGAAACUUGCCGUUGAUUUUCUGACAGAAAAUGGAUCUACAGUAAUUGAAGACAAGCUUCAAACGCACAACAAGUCUCUCUCUGAAACAGUCAUUCCAACUACCACAAGACAACCAGAGCGAGUUCAAUUCGACGUUUCAACAAAUGAAGUUCGCGAGCGCAAGAAAUCGCCAAAAGUCUCGACUCCAGAACAAACAGCAGAAUCCAAGGAAAAUAAAGAUGCAGCGCAAAUUGCAGAGUUAAAAGGAAAACUCGCUGAUGCUAUGAAGCAAAUUGAAAUUCUAUCAAGCUCACCAGUGGAAGCAGACAGCAAAAACCUAGCGAUUUACCUGGCCAUUGCGUUUUUCUUCGGCUUAAUUUUGUCCUCCCUUUUCUACUAA